CCCUGAGGGCGCCAUCAGUUCCGGAAUUUGGAGCCCAGUUCUCCUCCAGCGCCACCCCGCGCACUGCGCCUUGGCUCACCUUUUCAUCCCACCCACCCCUUCUCCGUCCAGUGGCGACCUGCACGCCUGCAACCUUCGUGACUGAUUUCACAGACUGCGCUCUGUUCUUGCUCCUCCUCUUCCAGCCCCGGCGCCGCGCUCGGCAGCCACAGCGCGUGCCACACACCGCCCGGAGCGCCGCGGUCCCCGCUGUCUCGCAGAGGGCUGGGCGGCCAGGACGCCGAGGGGAGGGCGCCCCGGGGCUCGUCGUACGCCAGAGACGGUGUUGAGAGAAGCGACUCUCCGAUAAGGCUCAGAAAGGAGCGGUUUCGAGAGAGACUUCUGGUGCCGGCGGGACGCCCCAGUUCGCCCCAGCGCGACGCGGCUGCACUCGCAGUCCACAAGGAACUCUCCAUUCAGAAGAAAUGCUGUGGCCUUUCCCUUCACCAACAGAAAAUGAGACACAAGAGACUAUGCAGAUGAAGAAAUUAUAGGCUUCUUACGAGUGAGAGACAGUCAAGUACACACAGCUUCCCACAGAAGGAAAAUAACCAACAGCUUCUCCACAGUGUAGAUUGGAACGAGUGAAAAAACAUGAACCUCACUAACUACACCACAGAAGCCAGUAUGGCUGUAAAACCCAAGACUGUCACUGAGAAGAUGCUUAUUUGCAUGGCACUGGUGAUAAUCACCACACUAACCAUGUUACUGAACUCUGCUGUCAUCAUGGCCAUCUGCACCACCAAGAAGCUCCACCAGCCUGCAAACUACCUGAUCUGCUCUCUGGCCGUGACGGACCUCCUGGUGGCAGUGCUUGUCAUGCCCCUAAGCAUCAUGUACAUUGUCAUGGACAGCUGGAUACUUGGGUACUUCAUCUGUGAGGUGUGGCUGAGUGUGGAUAUGACCUGCUGCACCUGCUCCAUCCUUCAUCUCUGUGUGAUCGCACUGGACAGGUACUGGGCCAUCACCAAUGCUAUUGAAUAUGCCAGGAAAAGGACAGCCAAGAGGGCUGGCCUGAUGAUCCUCACUGUCUGGACUAUCUCUGUCUUCAUCUCCAUGCCCCCUCUGUUCUGGAGGAGUCACCGCCAACUCAGCCCACCCCCCAGCCAGUGCACAAUCCAGCACGACCAUGUCAUCUACACCAUUUACUCAACACUUGGAGCAUUUUAUAUUCCUUUGACUUUGAUCCUGAUUCUCUAUUACCGGAUUUACCAUGCCGCCAAGAGUCUUUACCAGAAAAGGGGAUCCAGCCGGCAUUUAAGCAACAGAAGUACGGAUAGCCAGAAUUCUUUCGCAAGUUGUAAACUUACACAGACAUUCUGUGUGUCUGACUUCUCCACCUCAGAUCCCACAACUGAGUUUGAAAAGAUCCAUACUUCCAUCCGGAUUCCUCCCUUUGACAAUGACCUUGAUCACCCUGGAGAGCGCCAGCAAAUCUCCAGUACCAGAGAACGCAAGGCUGCUCGCAUUCUCGGACUGAUUCUGGGUGCAUUCAUUUUGUCUUGGCUUCCAUUUUUUAUCAAAGAGUUAAUUGUAGGUCUGAGCAUUUACACUGUGUCUUCUGAAGUGGGUGAUUUUUUGACAUGGCUUGGUUAUGUUAAUUCUCUGAUCAACCCACUGCUGUACACAAGUUUUAAUGAAGACUUUAAACUGGCUUUUAAAAAGCUCAUUAGAUGCCGAGAGCAUACUUAGAUUGUGAAAAGCCAAAAUGUAUGACUUUUACCAGACCUUCUGGAGUACAUGGGGGUGAGGGAUGCAACUUAUUAUAAAUUCUUGAACACCCUAGGUUCAUGAGAGUUUGUAAGUAUGUGAGAUUCAUUUAUUUCUUGGUUUUGUCCCAUUUUGUUUGAGGCUUGUUAUUUGGUGUAC
This is a messenger RNA of Fukomys damarensis (Damara mole-rat), 1908 nucleotides long. It is a transcript of the gene Htr1e, whose product is annotated as 5-hydroxytryptamine receptor 1E. Gene Ontology annotation, molecular function: neurotransmitter receptor activity; G protein-coupled serotonin receptor activity. Lineage: Eukaryota; Metazoa; Chordata; Mammalia; Rodentia; Bathyergidae. The transcript is spliced from 2 exons. Gene Ontology annotation, cellular component: plasma membrane; dendrite. The coding region runs from base 634 to 1731 and encodes 365 amino acids. Gene Ontology annotation, biological process: chemical synaptic transmission; G protein-coupled receptor signaling pathway, coupled to cyclic nucleotide second messenger. The record is from RefSeq and is a predicted model, not a curated record.